AUGGCCGUUCUUGCCAACGGAGUGUCCAAAGGCGACACCUUUCUCUUCACGUCCGAAUCUGUGGGUGAGGGUCAUCCUGACAAGAUCGCCGACCAGGUCUCUGAUGCGAUCCUCGAUGCCUGCCUUGCAGUCGAUCCUCUGUCGAAAGUGGCUUGCGAGACUGCCACCAAGACUGGUAUGAUCAUGGUCUUCGGCGAGAUCACGAGCAAAGCACACCUCGACUACCAAAAGAUUGUCCGUAAUGCCAUCAAGGAUAUUGGAUACGACAGCUCAGAAAAGGGAUUCGAUUACAAGACCUGCAACGUACUCGUCGCCAUAGAAGAGCAAUCUGCCGACAUUGCCCAGGGUCUUCACUACGAUGAGGCAAUGGAAAAGCUCGGGGCCGGUGACCAGGGGAUCAUGUUUGGCUAUGCUACUGACGAGACUCCUGAGCUCUUGCCACUGACCAUUCAACUCGCUCACAAACUCAACGCCGCCAUGACCACUGCCCGCAAGUCAGGCGAACUCCCCUGGCUGCGACCAGACACCAAGACUCAAGUCACGGUGGAAUACGCUCACGAUGGAGGCGCUGUCAAGCCUUUGAGAGUUGAUACGGUCGUCGUCUCCGCUCAACACUCCGAAGAUAUCUCUACCGAGGACCUGCGAAAGGAGAUUUUGGAAAAGAUCAUCAAGAAAGUCAUUCCCGCCAAGUACCUCGACGACAAGACCAUCUACCACAUCCAACCAUCUGGCCUCUUCAUUAUUGGUGGACCCCAAGGCGACGCUGGUCUCACCGGCCGCAAGAUCAUUGUCGACACCUACGGCGGCUGGGGAGCCCACGGUGGCGGUGCCUUCUCCGGCAAGGACUAUAGCAAAGUCGAUCGCUCGGCCGCCUAUCUAGCCCGUUGGAUCGCCAAAUCGCUCGUGAACGCUGGUCUCGCUCGUCGCUGCCUGGUCCAACUCUCCUAUGCCAUAGGCGUUGCAGAGCCACUCUCCCUCUUUGUCGAGACAUACGGCACUAGCACCAAAUCCAGUGCCGAGCUUGUUGACAUCAUCCACAAGAACUUCGACCUCAGACCCGGUGUCAUCGUCAAGGAGCUCAACCUCACCAACCCCAUUUACUUCAAAACCGCCAAGAAUGGUCAUUUCUCAGACCAGAGUUUCACCUGGGAACAGCCCAAGACUCUGAAGUUCUAG
Molecule: messenger RNA, 1176 nt
Organism: Fonsecaea multimorphosa CBS 102226
Lineage: Eukaryota; Fungi; Ascomycota; Eurotiomycetes; Chaetothyriales; Herpotrichiellaceae
Product: S-adenosylmethionine synthase
Exons: 3
Coding region: 1-1176 (391 amino acids)
Biological process (GO): S-adenosylmethionine biosynthetic process
Cellular component (GO): cytosol
Molecular function (GO): ATP binding; methionine adenosyltransferase activity
Source: RefSeq, a predicted model, not a curated record